Molecule: messenger RNA, 3979 nt
Organism: Scomber scombrus (Atlantic mackerel)
Lineage: Eukaryota; Metazoa; Chordata; Actinopteri; Scombriformes; Scombridae
Gene: samd7
Product: sterile alpha motif domain containing 7
Exons: 8
Coding region: 1848-3419 (523 amino acids)
Molecular function (GO): protein binding
Source: RefSeq, a predicted model, not a curated record
UUGUGUAAAUGCGAUAAUACAUUACACAGAAUUACAAGCAUAUAAAUGUUGAAAUAUGUUUAUUCUCAUUUGCUGAUGCUAGCUGUUAUGACAUUGGGAGAGAAGGAGGUGGAAGAAAGGUGCAUGUGUUCGCACCACAUAGCUCCACAUAAACCGAUUGCAUCCCCAGAUUUAUCCCCAAGGUGUUUUUAGGACAUCCUGGGAGCUAAUGGAGGCUAAUAGGCUUAGCACUUAGGGUGUAUUGUCCGGGAUGCUUACAGGCAAGGUUUGCUGAGGGUAAAACUCUAAACGUGCGGAUUACCUCCAACACAUCCCUUUAAAGUGCUGUAUAGCCAGGACUUAGCUAAUAGGAUCGUGGGGGUAGCGGGGGCCUGGGAAGGUGGGGAUGGGGGUUGGACUGGCCAGCAGGGCGGUCUGCAGGCAGGUCAGCAGAUGUAGCUAGCAGACUGUUGCAGGACUAACAGAGGGAUUACAGCCUUCAGAUUAAAUGGGUUUCAGAGGGAACUUGAGGGACGGUGGAUAAUGCACAAGGCCUCAGGGAAAAUCUUAUGGCUGCAUUUUGCUGGGGGGAGGGGACAGCAGAAAUAAUGUGGCCAAACACAUGUGCACAGAUUACACAUGUAUUGUACAAACUUUCAUAGCUGCAAAAUAUUUGGUUUGAUUUAAACAAUAAACAUAAAACAAACCCUAUUUUAAGAAGUAUAAACUCAUAUCACAAGAGAAGUUGGUUGGGUAGUUGUGACUCAGAUUCAGAUUCAUCUAUCCACAAAUACAAUGCACACCGGCCUUGGAUUAGUAGAACUGGAUUAUUACGCUGUCGUUUACAGUAUCAUAUUUUGUAAUGGGAUUUCUGCAGUGUAGAGGGCUAAUUGGAGGUGUCUAAGGCGAUUGUACUUAUGUACACAAGCUGCUGGCUCAGCCAAGAGCAAUGUGGCCAUUAGGGUUUGUGCAGUAAGUGGGUCUUUUUAUUGCAACACUUCUGAGGACCUGCCAUGUUUACAAGAAUAAACAAGAUGGGCGAAAUACUUUAAUAUACCACCUCUGAUGUUGGUCUUCACACGUUUAUGGGUUAUGGCUAGGAUUUGGAUUUAGGGGUUAAAUUUAAGUUUAGGAUUAGGUUUACUUUACGGUGAGGGUUAAAGUUGGUUUAAGAUUAAUACUUAAUGCUAGAGUUGAGGUAAGAGGUGAGAGUAGGGGUUAAAGGUUUGCGUUAGUUAAAGAAUAAAUUUGGCCAUGAGUGUCUGCAUGUGCAUGGAUCCAAAAUUGAUACUGGUUAGGAUUAUACGACUACCCUUAGUUAUUUAUUUCAGUUUAUUCUCUGGGAAGACAUUUCUUUGUCACAGCUCUGCCUAAAUAUUGCAGCUCUGCAACAUAAAGAAAUCCUUUAUUCUGUUGAAAUAAAUUUUGCUUGGUAGAAUAAAAAUCAGUUUUGUCCACAUUUGCUAAUAAAUGGGAUGAUUAUGUUCUGUGAGACAAAAUUAUCCAUUUGUGAGAUAUUUUAUCAUAAUUAUACAUUAGUCAAAUGGAAAAAAUAGCACUCUAGCACAGGUUCAUUGACCCUCAAUGCCUCUCUAAUGUGUAGAUAAUUGCUGCACCCUAGUGGCAAUAGUAAGAAAUUACAAAAUUCCUACUGAAGUGCUAAAAUGGUACAAUUGCUGCAUUAGUAUCUGAGUGAUCCAAAUCCAAACGGUUAUAUUCAUUCAUUUUCCAACAUGUGAUAUUAUAGCAACUAAUUUGUCAGAGUCUGUGUCAGCUUUUUUUCACAAUUUUUCAGAUUCUAUUUUAACCCUCUUUUUAAACUUGAACUUCAGCAGUGAUUCGUGCGGAGGUCAAAGGUUGUGUGUGUCAUGACCCCACGGGAGCAGCUGAGGAAAAUGACCGCCAUGGGAGAGCAGGGAGCUUUGGAUGAGAAGCACUGGUAUCGUCUGGUCAAUGGCAUGUCAGCUGGAGAGCUCAGGCACAGGCAAGAGAUGAUAAUGAGGAACCAGAUGGCCAUGGCUCCACAGAUCCUUGCUCAGGGGCAGCAGAGGUUACAGGGGGUCCCAACACAGUUCGAACCACGCUUCAUGGAGAGGGAGUUGGUCCCCCCCAAUGAGAUGGUAGCUUCUGAUGCCAGACAGAUGCACAUGGCACCUCACCUGGGUCCCCCUCUACCUCCACAUGCCAGUGCCCUUCCUGGGAGAGCUUACCCUGGAGCAGGCUAUGGCUUCUUGCCAUCGGAGCCCAUGGAAACAGUUGCCCGGCGACAGGAGCUCAUUCACAAGCAAAAUAUAGCCAGAAUGGAGAUGAAUGCCAUCCUGCAUCAGAAGGAGCUGGAGAAUGCUCACCAAAAGGGACUGAUGGGAAUUGACAACCCCAUGUCAUACCCCUCUAACCCCAUGGCGUUCAGAGGUCGUCAGCGGAUGCCAGACGGCCACGAUGUUUUCGUCCAUCGUCCCACCUUGGAGGAACUUCACUCCAACAGCAUACUCAUGUCAGCCAGCCCUUAUCCACCAAUCAGCACGCUGCACAGAGAGAGGGGACGCAGGGCAGGAAGAAGGCCGACCGCUCACAAGAGCGCAGACAGCCAUGUGGCCAACUUGAAGGGCCAAACUGAAGAUAAGAGUGUAGAGCAGAGCCCAGGGGCCACAUCAGGGGAGGAGAAAGAGGUGGAGGCAAAGGGGGACAUGGGCGAGGAGUGUAUCGCCAGCAAGGCACAUCAUCAAGCCAAAAUAGACUCUGAACUCACCACAGGAAGCAGGAAGAACUACAAAGAGGGGGAGCCAGGCCUGCGUAAAGCAUGCAUUAACAGCCAAGAUGGGUGCUCAGAUGUGACCAACAGCGGCGCAAAUGACAAAGACAUAUCAAGCCAAUGUUCAGCUUUCCAGGAGAAAUUCAUGUAUCCCUCAGCUGGUGGAGCCCUCACAGGCAUGCCUUACAUGUUCCCAGUCCCUGGAAAUGGUUUCCUCCCACCUGGCCCACCAAAUCUCUUCCUGAAUGGCGAUGAGGUGCCUGAGGACAUAAGGAAGUGGACUGUGAAUGAUGUUUACAACUUUGUAAACAGUAUACCCACAUGUUCAGAAUAUGCUCAGACAUUCAAGGAUCACAUGAUUGACGGGGAGACACUUCCCCUCCUCUCAGAAGAGCAUCUACUGGACACACUGGGGCUCAAGCUUGGGCCGGCUCUUAAGAUCCGCUCGCAGGUGUCCAGGCGCCUGGGCAGCAUGUUGUACAUGAUGAAUCUGCCACUGUCCACCACCACCCUGCAGGCCACUCCUGAGAAGCCUGCGGAUCAUUCAUCAGAGAUCGGCUCCCCCGUUAACUGCAACAGUGAGGAGAUGAUGGCAAGUCCAAGAGACCCUGAUGUCCUCAAGUCCACAGAGCACCUUCACGAGACAGAAAACAAUUCCCCCCCAUCUGCCAGCAGUGAGACAGCCUGAUCAAUGAUGAUAAUAUGGAAAUAUGAGGACACAUACAAACCUGACCAGGAUGUAUCUGCGCCUACAGCACUGCCUGAUGAACUGCUGCUGCUCCAGUGUUGGUUUUGUUUACAUGAUGACUAACUGGAUUGAAGAUGCUUUUUUACUAUUUACUAUUGCUGCCUGGGCUUAUGAUACACAGGUCCACUAGACCUAAGUAUCUGCUAAAUAUUUGUAUUCAAAAUAUAUUUUUAUGUAUCUGUAAAAGUGGAGUGAAACUGAUGGGGAUUUCGAAUUAAGAAAGAUGUUGAACUAAGAAGGUCUUUUUUUCCUCUUUUUUCAUUCUGGGCCUGAGUUUCUGAACAUCUGAUUGUAGCUUUAAACUCAGUUUGGAUUUAUGUUAAGCUGCUAUGUGUCAUUUUUUUAGUGGGUCUGCACAAGGACCAUAGAAACCAUAUGGGGAUGGUUUUAUAAUCAAAUAAUGAAAUACUUAAGUGUGACCUUUGGAUUUGGAUGUUUGAUACCUUUUUGGUUACGUUUGUUUGUUGAAUGGAUUGUAAAUAAAGUUGUUUUUUUCUAGG